Orbicella faveolata is the source of this 7400-nucleotide messenger RNA. RefSeq lists its product as uncharacterized. The record is from RefSeq and is a predicted model, not a curated record. Lineage: Eukaryota; Metazoa; Cnidaria; Anthozoa; Scleractinia; Merulinidae.
GUGUAACAACUAAUGUUACAGCAACUGCUGAGCCAACAACGAGAAUGACACCAGCGACAUCGUCUGCAACUGUGACAGCUAAUAUUACAACAAGUGCUGAACCAACAGCAACAAUGAUACCAGCAACAUCAUCUGCUACUGUGAAAACUAAUGUUACAACAAUGACACCAGCAACAUCGCAUACAAGUUUGACAACUAAUAUUACAAAAAGUGCUGAACGAAGAACAACAAUGACAGCAGCGACAUCAUCUGCCACUGUGACAACUAAUGUUGCAAUAAGUGCUGAGGCAACAACGACAAUGACACCGACAUCGUCUGCAAGUGUAACAACUAAGGUUACAACAAGUUCUGAACCAAAAGCGACAAUGACACCAGCAGCAUCGCCUACAAGUGUGCCAGCCUAUGUUACAACAAGUGCCAAACCAAUAACAACAACAACAACAACAACAGUGACAUUGCCUACAGGUGUGACAACUAAUGUUACACCAACUGCUGAACCAGCAACAACAAUGACAGCAGCGACAUCUCCUACAAGUGUGAAAACUAAUGUUACAACACGUGCUGAACCAACAACAUCAAUGACACCAGCGGCAUCGCCUACAAGUGUGACAACCUAUGUUACAACAACUGCCAAACCAACAACAACAACAACUCUAGCGGCAUCGCCUACAAGUGUGACAACUACUGUUAAAACAACUGCUGAACCAGCAACAACAAUGACACCAGCAACAUCUCCUACAAGUGUAACAACUAAUUUUCCAACAAAUUCUGAAGCAACAGCGACAAUGAAAACAGGGGCAUCGUCUAGAAGUGUAACAACUAAUUUUUCAACAAAUGCUGGAGCAACAGCGACAAUGAAAACAGCGGCAUCGUCUGGGAAUGUAACAACUAAUGUUACACCAACUGCUGAGCCAGCAACGAAAAUGACACCAGCGACAUCGUCUGCAAGUGUGACAGCUAAUGUUACAACAAGUUCUGAACCAACACCAACAAUGAUACCAGCGACAUCGUCUAGAAGUGUAACAACUAAUGUUACAGCAACUGCUGAGCCAACAACGACAAUGACACCAGCAACAUCGCCUACCAGUGUGACAACUAAUGUUACAAUAAGUGCUGAACGAAGAACAACAAUUACUCCAGCGACAUCAUCUACAAGUGUGGCAACUAAUGUUACAACAAGUGAUGAACCAACAACAGCAAUGACACUAGCGACAUCGUCUACAAGUGUGACAACUAAUGUUACAAGAGCUGCUGAACCAACAACAACAGUGACACCAGCGAAAUCGUCUACUAGUGGGACAACUAGUGUUACAACAACUCCUGAACCAACAACGAGAAUAACACAAGCAGCAUCGCCUACAAGUGUGACAACUAAUGUUACAACAAGUGCUAAACCAACAAGGACAAUGACACCAGCAACAUUGGCUACAAGUGUGACAACUAAUGUUACAACAAGUGCUAAACCAACAAGGACAAUGACACCAGCAACAUUGGUUACAAGUGUGACAAAUGAUGUUACACUAAGUGAUGAACCAACAGCAACAAUGACAUCAGCGACAUCGCCUGCAAGUGUGACAACUAAUGUUACUACAAGUGCUCAACCAACAAGGACAGUGACACCAGCAACAUUGACUGCAAGUGUAACAACUAAUGUUACAACAAGUGCUCAACCAACAGCGAUAAUGACACCAGCAGCAUCAUCUUCCACUGUGACAACUAAUGUUACGACAGAUGCUGAACCAAAAACAACAAGGACACCACCGACAUCGUCUACAAGUAUGAGAACUAAUGUUAAAACAAGUGCUGAACCAACAACAACAAUGACACAAGCGACAUCAUCUACAAGUGAAACAACUAAUGUUACAACAAGUGAUGAACCAACAACAACAAUGACAUCAGCGACAUCGCCUGCAAGUGGGAUAACAAAUGUUAAAACAAGUGCUGAACCAACAGCGACAAGGACACCAGCAACAUCGUCUGGAAGUGUGAUAACUAAUGUUAAAAGAAGUGCUGAACCAACAACAACAGUAAAACCACCGGCAUCGCCUACAAGUGUGACAACUAAUGUUAAAACAACUGCUGAACCAACAACAAUGACACCGAAGACAUCGGCUACUAGUGUGACAACUAAUGUUGCAACAAGUUGUGAACCAACAACGACAAUGACACCAGCAACAUCGUCUACAAGUGUGACAACUAAUGUUAAAAGAAGUGCUGAACCAACAACAACAACAACACUAGCGACAUCUCCUACAAGUGUGACAACUAAUGUUGCAACAAGUGCUGAACCAACAAGGACAAUGACACCAGCGACAUUGGCUAUUAGUGUAACAACUAAUGUUACAACAAAUGCUCAACCAACAGCGAGAAUGACACCAGCAGCAUCAUCUACCACUGUGACAACUAAUGUUACAACAAAUACUGAACCAAAAACAACAAUGACACCAGCGACAUCGCCUAGAAGUGUGACAACGAAGUUUACAACAAAUGCUGAACCAACAACUAAAAUGAGAAAAGAAACAUCGUCUACAAGUGCGACAACUAGCGUUAAAACAAGUGAUGAACCAAAAGCGACAAUAACACUAGCAAGAUCGUCUACAAGUGUGACAACUAAUGCCACAACAAGUGAUAAAACAAAAGCGACAAUGACAUCAUCAACAUCGUUUACCGCUGUGACAACUAACGUUAAAACAAGUGCUGCGGCAACAACAACAAUGACAACACCAACAUCGUCUACCAGCGGGACAACUAAUAUUACGACAUAUGAUGAACCAACAGCGACAAUGCAAGCAGCAAGAUCUUCUCUAGAUGUGACACGUGGUGUUGCAACAAGUGAUAAGCCAACAACGACAGUGAUGCUAAAAACGCCAUCUUUUAUAAGUGUGAUAUUUAAGGCGACCUUUUUAAGUGAUUCACUGACAACAACUACUGAAACCUCUUUAAGUAUUGAGCCAACCGGGGCAAUGACACCAACAAGGUCUUUCUUUGUAAGUGACAUGUCUGAGGUUGCUAGAAGUGAUUCAGUAACGAGGACAGUAGUAACAUCAGUGGCUCUCUCUUUGACUCAAAGAAAUGAGGCUACGAGGAGUGAAGCCGGAACGACAACAUUGGAUGUACCAAAAUCGACAGAGAAGUCGAUAUCGUCUCCUACAAGUGCAAUAUCUGAUGCCGCAACCAAUUAUGCAACAACAACUCCAGGAACAACCGCAGUGGUACUAGGAUUUCGUUCCUCUUCGGACGUAUUUAGAAGUGCGACUCCGAAGACACUAACACGAACAUCUUCUUACCUUUUGGUCUUUUCAACGUCCCUGAAAUUCUCUCCUAUGAAGACUUGGACUGUUGGGACAACUACAAGUACACCGUCCUCAUCGUCUUGUUCAAAGGGGUAUAUUGGAGUAGAUUGCACAGAGAAACCACCUCCAAAAAAGUAUAAAAGCACAGUUAAAGUGCAGGCGAGCUAUCGACCAUCUUACAGUAACCUGGAUUCAUCUGAAUCCCGCGUCUUUGUUACGAAUUUUUCUGACACGGUUGAAUCUUUCUUCCGUGAUGCCCGACUGCCCGGGUUCCGAAGUAUUCAGGUGACAAGGCUAUCAAAUGGAAGUGUGGUGGUGGAGUUUAUCAUUCUAGUAGAGCACAAUUCCAAUACGACAAAGGAUGCCAUAGUUACCGCUCUGAUAGAUGGGAACAGCACAGGAACUCUUGGAGUGGUGUUAAUUGGGAAUAUCAACAUAGAGGAAAUUAUAGAGUUGUCUACUACAGACAUUCCAGCUACGAGAGCUGUAGAAAAAGAAUCUGAUCAACUCGAGAAAUGGAUCAUCGUGACGAUAUUAGCUGGAGCAGUUGUCACCGUUCUCAUUCUGAUAAUUGUCAUUUUAGCUUUAAAAUACAGACGUGUUGUCAGAGCAAACAACGACGAGCUCAAACUGAGGAAUGGAAAUUGGAAAUUCAUGAAAGAUAAUCAAGGCACUAUGCGAGCUACCGCUUGCAAGCUGCCCUGGGAUUAUAUUCGUUUCACAGUUUUCAUUUGCCUACUUUGGCGGUGGGGGUGGGGGGUGGGGGAAAGGGGUGUGGGGGNAACAGCAACAAUGACAUCAGCGACAUCGCCUGCAAGUGUGACAACUAAUGUUACUACAAGUGCUCAACCAACAAGGACAGUGACACCAGCAACAUUGACUGCAAGUGUAACAACUAAUGUUACAACAAGUGCUCAACCAACAGCGAUAAUGACACCAGCAGCAUCAUCUUCCACUGUGACAACUAAUGUUACGACAGAUGCUGAACCAAAAACAACAAGGACACCACCGACAUCGUCUACAAGUAUGAGAACUAAUGUUAAAACAAGUGCUGAACCAACAACAACAAUGACACAAGCGACAUCAUCUACAAGUGAAACAACUAAUGUUACAACAAGUGAUGAACCAACAACAACAAUGACAUCAGCGACAUCGCCUGCAAGUGGGAUAACUAAUAUUAAAACAAGUGCUGAACCAACAGCGACAAGGACACCAGCAACAUCGUCUGGAAGUGUGACAACUAAUAUUAAAAGAAGUGCUGAACCAACAACAACAAUGAGACCACCGGCAUCGCCUACAAGUGUGACAACUAAUGUUAAAACAACUGCUGAACCAACAACAACAACAACAACAAUGACACCGGCGACAUCGGCUACUAGUGUGACAACUAAUGUUGCAACAAGUUGUGAACCAACAACGACAAUGGCACCAGCAACAUCGUCUACAAGUGUGACAACUAAUGUUAAAAGAAGUGCUGAACCAACAACAACAACAACACUAGCGACAUCUCCUACAAGUGUGACAACUAAUGUUGCAACAAGUGCUGAACCAACAAGGACAAUGACACCAGCGACAUUGGCUAUUAGUGUAACAACUAAUGUUACAACAAAUGCUCAACCAACAGCGAGAAUGACACCAGCAGCAUCAUCUACCACUGUGACAACUAAUGUUACAACAAAUACUGAACCAAAAACAACAAUGACACCAGCGACAUCGCCUAGAAGUGUGACAACGAAGUUUACAACAAAUGCUGAACCAACAACUAAAAUGAGAAAAGAAACAUCGUCUACAAGUGCGACAACUAGCGUUAAAACAAGUGAUGAACCAAAAGCGACAAUAACACUAGCAAGAUCGUCUACAAGUGUGACAACUAAUGCCACAACAAGUGAUAAAACAAAAGCGACAAUGACAUCAUCAACAUCGUUUACCGCUGUGACAACUAACGUUAAAACAAGUGCUGCGGCAACAACAACAAUGACAACACCAACAUCGUCUACCAGCGGGACAACUAAUAUUACGACAUAUGAUGAACCAACAGCGACAAUGCAAGCAGCAAGAUCUUCUCUAGAUGUGACACGUGGUGUUGCAACAAGUGAUAAGCCAACAACGACAGUGAUGCUAAAAACGCCAUCUUUUAUAAGUGUGAUAUUUAAGGCGACCUUUUUAAGUGAUUCACUGACAACAACUACUGAAACCUCUUUAAGUAUUGAGCCAACCGGGGCAAUGACACCAACAAGGUCUUUCUUUGUAAGUGACAUGUCUGAGGUUGCUAGAAGUGAUUCAGUAACGAGGACAGUAGUAACAUCAGUGGCUCUCUCUUUGACUCAAAGAAAUGAGGCUACGAGGAGUGAAGCCGGAACGACAACAUUGGAUGUACCAAAAUCGACAGAGAAGUCGAUAUCGUCUCCUACAAGUGCAAUAUCUGAUGCCGCAACCAAUUAUGCAACAACAACUCCAGGAACAACCGCAGUGGUACUAGGAUUUCGUUCCUCUUCGGACGUAUUUAGAAGUGCGACUCCGAAGACACUAACACGAACAUCUUCUUACCUUUUGGUCUUUUCAACGUCCCUGAAAUUCUCUCCUAUGAAGACUUGGACUGUUGGGACAACUACAAGUACACCGUCCUCAUCGUCUUGUUCAAAGGGGUAUAUUGGAGUAGAUUGCACAGAGAAACCACCUCCAAAAAAGUAUAAAAGCACAGUUAAAGUGCAGGCGAGCUAUCGACCAUCUUACAGUAACCUGGAUUCAUCUGAAUCCCGCGUCUUUGUUACGAAUUUUUCUGACACGGUUGAAUCUUUCUUCCGUGAUGCCCGACUGCCCGGGUUCCGAAGUAUUCAGGUGACAAGGCUAUCAAAUGGAAGUGUGGUGGUGGAGUUUAUCAUUCUAGUAGAGCACAAUUCCAAUACGACAAAGGAUGCCAUAGUUACCGCUCUGAUAGAUGGGAACAGCACAGGAACUCUUGGAGUGGUGUUAAUUGGGAAUAUCAACAUAGAGGAAAUUAUAGAGUUGUCUACUACAGACAUUCCAGCUACGAGAGCUGUAGAAAAAGAAUCUGAUCAACUCGAGAAAUGGAUCAUCGUGACGAUAUUAGCUGGAGCAGUUGUCACCGUUCUCAUUCUGAUAAUUGUCAUUUUAGCUUUAAAAUACAGACGUGUUGUCAGAGCAAACAACGACGAGCUCAAACUGAGGAAUGGAAAUUGGAAAUUCAUGAAAGAUAAUCAAGGCACUAUGCGAGCUACCGCUUGCAAGCUGGAGCUACAGAUGUCACUGGCACAGCUAAAUCAUUGUAACAAUAAUAAAUAAAUAAAUGCGUCGGUCUGUGAAACUGACAGUAAUGGUCCGACGAGAUACAAGAUGGAAAAUACAGAAGGAGAACUUAGCGUUUCUGGACACAAACUAAUUAGCGCCUUCUAAUUGCUCAGUAGGAUUAGGUAUUCACCACGAUUGGUCUGUCGGCAGCAACCUCGUUCCCAGGGUCUCUCUUCUUCCAGGGGGCGGAAAGAAGAGAGACCCUGGGAACGAGGUUUACAACAGCCCUCCUCCCUAGCAACAUGUCUUUCCUAAUAGCUCGUUUAGGAGGGAACUAAGAGCUCGAUUGACUCGAAGCUUGCAGACGUUUCUUACUCCUUGUUUAAAAAUAGUACCUAAUUAAAGGUCUUGAUAGUUUUAUCAAAUUCUCGUUUAAGGAAUGAAACCUUCUUUUCUAUCUCUUUAUACUUAAUAAUAAUUGUCGUAAUUUUUCUAGUAGAGAAUUAAACCCGAGCCGCAAGAUAUGAAAAAGGAACCCUCAGGAAUCUGUGGCUAUUUUAUACUGUAUUAAUAUAAUACUUAUAAAUUUUAAUAUCUCUUUCAAGGGCCUAUUAUGCGCCAAAUAUUUUGCCGUUAAAGCGUCUUUCUAGUCAUUUUCAAAUAGUUAGAAACUCGAAAGAAACAAUUUGCGAAAUUUGUAGAAAAAUCCUAUUCGUUGGGGAGUUGUAUAAUCGUUUUCUAAUAGUUUUGGAAAGAGUACUUAUUUUUUCUAAGCUCACAUAAAAUAUGCACCUAGGGUAAUUUUUUAGAAUGCCUGAAUAAAACUAAUUUUUUGCAUUAGUGAAAACUUUGAAGCCC